This is a messenger RNA of Phragmites australis (common reed), 1682 nucleotides long. Its product is annotated as probable receptor-like serine/threonine-protein kinase At5g57670. The record is from RefSeq and is a predicted model, not a curated record. The coding region runs from base 284 to 1441 and encodes 385 amino acids. NCBI's taxonomy places the organism in Eukaryota, Viridiplantae, Streptophyta, Magnoliopsida, Poales, Poaceae. Gene Ontology annotation, biological process: protein phosphorylation. Gene Ontology annotation, molecular function: protein kinase activity; ATP binding. The transcript has 7 exons.
UGCUGCAUCUGUUUCCAACCGCGGUCCACAGAGCACCGUGCCCACCCGGGACCGAGCGGGCGCCCCCACAGAACGCCCGUCGCCUUCGCUCGCGCCUCCCGCGACACUCGCGACCCCCUCGCCGUUAGUACCCAUCAAUGCCCUCUUCCCUCGUCCUCAGCCAGUUCGUCUCGUCUCCCUCCCUCCCCUGCUCCUCCUCUGCUCCGAUCAGCGACACCAGCUGAGCUUACCCGCGCACAUCGAUAUAUCCGGCACGCAUUGCCCGCCCGGCCCGGGAGAGAUCAUGAAGCCUCUGUCCCUGCGGGGCAGCGGCAGCUUCAAGAAGCUGCUCCUCUCCGUCGGCCACCGAUCAGCCGCCAAGCCGGCCGCCCCCGACGCCGACGCCAAAGAAGCCACGCCGGAGCCGGAGUCUCCCCAGAAGCCCGCGUGGCGGUGCUUCUCCUACGACGAGGUCCACCGCGCCACCAACUCCUUCCACAAAGGUAACCUGGUGGGGCGGGGCGGGUCGUCGGAGGUGUACCGCGGCGACCUCCCCGACGGGCACGCCGUGGCGGUGAAGCGGCUGAUGGGCGCGUCGGCGUGCGAGCGGCGGGAGAGGGACUUCUUGGCGGAGCUGGGCACGGUGGGACACGCGCGGCACCCCAACGUGUGCGGCCUCCUCGGCUGCUGCGUCGACCGCGACCUCUACCUCGUCUUCGAGUUCUCCCACCGCGGCUCCGUCUCCGCCAACCUCCACGACGAGGCGUCGCCGGCGAUGGGGUGGGCGGCGCGGCACGGCAUUGCGGUGGGCACGGCGAGGGGGCUGGAGUACCUGCACAAGGGGUGCCAGAGGCGGAUCAUACACAGGGACAUCAAUGCCUCCAACGUGCUGCUCACCGAGGACUUCCAGCCACAGAUUUCUGAUUUUGGGCUCGCCAAGUGGCUGCCGUCGGAGUGGACGCACCGGGCGAUCGCGCCGAUCGAAGGCACGUUCGGGUGUCUGGCGCCGGAGUACUACACGCACGGGAUCGUCGACGAGAAGACGGAUGUGUUCGCGUUCGGCGUCCUCCUGCUGGAGCUCAUGACCGGCCGGAAGCCGGUGGACGGCAGCCACCGGAGCCUCCUCGGUUGGGCCCGGCCGCUCCUGAACGACGGCAAGAUCGAAGCCCUGGUGGAUCCACGAAUUGGCAACGAGUACGACGGCGAGCAGGCGAGGCGGGUCGCGUUCGUGGCGUCGCUGUGCAUUCGCGCGUCGGCGACGUGGAGGCCAUCCAUGACCGAGGUGCUGGCGCUGUUGGAAGGCGCCGAGAUCUGGCAAGAUCGGUGGGCGAUGCCCGAGGCGGCGGCCGACGACGAGGAGCCGUGGGGGUUGGACGAUCUCGACGACGAGGACGACGACGAAGAUGAGGAGUUCAACACCCCAUCUCCCUCUUCCUGUUCAUCAGCAACCACGAGCAAUUAGCAUAUUCGGAACGUCAGAGUUCAGAUGCCUGUGAUGUGAUUUUUUGCUAGUUGCUCCACAGGCAGGGCUCACUUGUAAAUACAAGGUUAUCUUCAAUCAGUGUACGAAAAGCAAGUAACACCACACGAGUCGACCAUUGAUCAUGUCAUGAACAUACAUCAAAGAAUGUACUUGCCGCGCGUAAUACGGGCGCAUGUGUGAACACAAUAAAUAUAUCAAUACAGGGGCGAAAUAGCGGGAA